This is a messenger RNA of Mucor mucedo, 696 nucleotides long. RefSeq lists its product as uncharacterized. The transcript has 3 exons. The coding region runs from base 199 to 561 and encodes 120 amino acids. The record is from RefSeq and is a predicted model, not a curated record. Lineage: Eukaryota; Fungi; Mucoromycota; Mucoromycetes; Mucorales; Mucoraceae.
CCUUUUCUUUUCUCUUAACAUAUUUCUUCUAUCUUAUAACAUAUGUUGAAAAAAGGCAGCGGUUUGUGAUAUGAUUGCCCUCAUGGAGGUGAGACAACAAGCACAGAGUAUGUAAUUCUUGUUCCAUGAGCUACUAAACUCCAGAUGCACCAAAAAAAAGCACCUGGUAUCCUUGAUUUGUGCAAAUAAAUCCUGACAAUGAAUGCGAUACCUUACAUAACUGAGAGCCUGUUCUUGGGGAAGGAGGAAGUUUAUGACAUCAUCAAGGCGUAUUUUCCAGAAGAUGAUUUAAGAACAACAGAUUUGGUGGAAUGGAUGGGAAAGGAUGGGUCUUGGGGACCUACAAAGCGUCGGCAAAUGAACAAAGAAAGGAAGCGCGGAAGAUUUUACAAUGUUGUUAAAUUAGAAUUACGUAAUUUUACUUGGGAAGAUAUCAUCAAUGUCCAACAGUAUAGGAAGAAUGCUAGAGCCACCGCUUCCACUAUAUGCCCCAUUGGAUACUGUAGAAAAAGCAAGACCAAGGAACCUAUGGAAGCCAAGGUAAAGUCCAUCGGGUGCUGACUCAAAAGCAAGACCAAGGAACCCAUAGAAGCCAAGAAGCCAAGGUAAAGUCCAUUGGGUACUGUCGCAAAAGCAAGACCAAGGAACCCAUAGAAGCCAAGGUAAAGUCCAUCGGGUGCUGACUCAAAAGCAAGA